Caenorhabditis remanei is the source of this 1695-nucleotide messenger RNA. RefSeq lists its product as uncharacterized. NCBI's taxonomy places the organism in Eukaryota, Metazoa, Nematoda, Chromadorea, Rhabditida, Rhabditidae. Gene Ontology annotation, molecular function: lipid binding. The record is from RefSeq and is a predicted model, not a curated record. The transcript is spliced from 5 exons. The coding region runs from base 1 to 1695 and encodes 564 amino acids.
AUGAGUCGCCAUAAGUAUAUAGACUACAUACGAGAAAAGUUUGCAAAAAUAGAGAAUAAUAUUGCUGAAAUGGACUAUCGUUGCAAUAUGUACGAAAGAAAAGUAGAAGAGAACCGAAUCACGGAAGAAAGAGACGUCGAACAUGUGAGGAAAUGCAUAAUGGAUCAGGAAUGGAGAGAUGACACGUUUCGAAUGAGUUUAAAGAAAUUGGAGAACCGGUUGAAGAACGAGACGGAUAAAAUAGAAUCGGAGAAAAGCGAGCAGCAAGCAAUGAUGAACUCAGUUAAUGCUGAACUUCGAUCAAUUCGUGAAGAUUUCUCUAGUUUUAAAAACUUGUUUUAUGAAAGUUAUAUGAUGAAUCUCGAAAAAAUCGAUGAAAACGUUUAUGAGAAGUUUCGAUGUCUGGAAACCAGUGUUGAGGAACUCAGAAUCAAAAGCCGGAACGAUUACAGCAAUGUUUCUUUAGAGAAUAAUUCCGUCGACUACUACUAUUUUGAUAACGAGAUGAAAGCUAUAUCUGAAUGGAUUACGAACCAAGAGUUGAGAGGCGAAGAAGUUCGAGAAGAACUCGAAGAAUUAAGAUUGGAAAUCGAGAAUCACAAAGAAGAUAUGAUUUCAAUUAAAUACGAACAACGCUCAGAUUCGCGAAAUCUUAAUUCUGAAAUUGAAGCGAUCUGUGAUACAGUUGCAGAUAUACAUAAUCAGAAUGAAAGCGAUAUGACUGUUCAAGAGAAAUUCAAUGAAGAUGUGAAAAGUGAUCUCAAUAAAAUCGGUGAUUUCAUUAAGCAGAUGAAUAAAAAACAACAGGAAUUCGAGAAAUCUGUCAACUUGAACGGAUGUUCGGGAUGUUCAGAAAUUGAAGAAAUGAGAGAGUGUUUGAUGAGGCAACUGGCUGAUAACCGAGAAAUGAAUCGAGCGAUCGACGAACUUCGAAAUGAAAUGAGAAGUCAAAAAGAGCUGACCGAAGCAGUUAAAAUAAAACAAGAGCUGUUCAAUCAAUCGGUACCGCUGGAAGUGAGAUCUCUUCGUAAAGAAGUCGAAGAAAGUCGGAGAAUCGGAAACCAUGCAGUUGCAGAACUUUUUGCGAUUCAUUUGGAAAUGGACGAAUUGAAACAAAAACACGAGAAAGAAAUUGAAAAACUGGAAUCCGAAAAUAUUCAACAACAAAAUCUCAUCGAUUCGCUUCGUUCGGAAAUUAAAAGUCUAAAUGAAGACUAUUCGCAAUUCGACGAAAAAAUUCGUGACGAGUUUCACUAUCAUCGCAGCGAUUUGAAAAAACUUAGCAGUACAUGUGACCAGGGACUCAAAGAGAGCUUGAAAAAAAUCAUAGGAGAAUGGAGACUUUCCGGAUCAAAAAAUGUGGAUGAAUUCGUCGAAAGAAACCAGGCAUACCCACAUGAAGUAUAUAAAGAGAACGCGAAAUUCGCUGUGGAUGGAGACUGGUUCAGAUCUUAUUUCUACAAUGGCAAAGAGUUUGUUCGAAUGAAACGGAAGAGACUCGGCAUUCUGGAAAGCAAUAUAAACUUUUGUUUCAUUGAGAAUAAUCAUAUUAAAUCGGUCGAAUUUCAUGGAGUUGACAAUAAAGUCACUGAAAAUGCGGAGAGAUGUUCGAGAUACAUGGUGGAUGAUCAGCUUGUUGUCGUUAACAGAAUGGGAGGAAUCGUCUGUAAACGCGUUUAUGACAAAAUCAAAUGA